AUGGGAAAGGGCAAGGGCAAGAGAACUCAGGAAAUCUGUGUGCGUUGUCCUCGAUGCAACAAGCCAUUCGCUAAGCAUGCAGAUGUCCAAAAUCACAUCAAUCAACCAAAAUCGGCAUGUCGUUUUCAAUAUGAGAACGUUAUGCAUUUUCAGUCCAAUCGUUCAAGCUCUACAUCUAGAUCAGCAACCCCCGUAUCUCGAGACCCUUCUCCCGAAAUUGGUAAUUUUAUGGAAGUGGACUAUAUCGACAAUUUUCUUGGCGCGUCAUCAGAGAUGGAAGAUGACCCACCCCCCAAGGCAUCAAAAUACAACUAUCCGUACGUGAAGGAGGAUUAUAACGGGGCUGGAAGAGCAUUUGGAACAGGCCUUACAUUCAUGGAUCAGCUCAAACAGGAUCAAUUCGAACCCCAGCGGGCGGAAAAUUUGUACUAUCCUUUUGCCUCGAAAGAUGAAUGGGAGCUCUCCCUGUUCCUACUUCGCUCUGACAUGAGCAUAAAAAAACUCAACUUGUCCUACAAGUCGGCAAAAGAUCUAUGCAACCGGGCAGAGAUCCUUCCCUCUGGUCCGCAGUGGAAGAGUCAAACGAUCAUACCAGAAAUACCAAGCAAAAAUCAGCUAACGCUUUUUUACCGCGAUGGAUUGGAAUGUAUCAAGGCGCUUCUCAUCAGUCCCUUGCUCCAAGAUAGCAUGCACUUUAGCCCAUUCAAGCUCUUCGACAAGUGCAACGAGAUGAUGCGGGUAUACACUGAGUGGUUUAGCGGUGACAUUGCGCAUUUUAUGCAGUAUAACAAGGUUCCCAAGGACCAGCUCCCAAAAGGAGCAACACUUGUACCUCCUAUUAUUUCCACGGAUAAAACCAACAUUUCCAACAUGACCGGAGGCCGUGUCGCCUACCCUGGCCUUAUCAGCAUUGCCAACAUAAUGAUGAACUUUCUUCAUCGCUCCAAAGCUGUGAAUGGGAUGAUGGCAGCACGGCUAUAUCACCAGUGCAUGGACAUUGCUCUAGAAUCGGUCAAACAAACUGCGAGGGUGGGAACCACCAUGGCAGAUGCAUUGGGGAAUAAUCGUUUCUGCUUUACACCGCUUGCUGCCCUUAUCGUUGAUACUCCAGAAUCUGCUCUGGCGGCUUGCGUCGCAGGAUCCACAUCCUCUGUGACGUUGGCACAAUACGAGACGUUUGGGGAUUCCUUUCGCCACCCUUCCCGAACUGCAGAUCAUACAAUCAACACCAUCAUGGCCAUCAACAAUGUUAAGCCCCCUAAUCAUCUCGAACCAUAUCUAAAAGAAAGCAAAAAGCACCGUCUCAAUGGGGUUCACCUACCGUUUUGGAGAGAUUGGCCCUUGUCUGAUCCUUCUGCAUUCCUUACGCCUGAACCCCUUCAUCACUGGCACAAGAUGUUCUGGGAUCAUGAUGCAAAAUGGUGCAUUGCUGCAGUCGGAGGUUCCGAAUUGGAUUUUCGAUUUUCAAUUUUACAGCACCGCACUGGUUUCCGACACUUCAAGGAAGGGAUUUCUUCCUUGAAACAAGUGACCGGUAGGGAACAUCGGGACGUUCAGCGAUACAUUGUUGCUCUCAUUGCAGACACAGUCAGUACACCCUUUAUCUUAGCCAUCCGGUCUCUGAUGGACUUUCGGUAUCUCGCACAAUCUCAAACAAUCUCCGAGGCAAUGUGUCUCAGAAUUGAGCAGGCACUGCAAGAUUUCCAUGCCAAUAAACAAGCCAUCCUUGACGCGGGAGCACGUCGAGGUAAAAAAAACAACCCAAUCGAUAAUUUCUAUAUUCCAAAACUCGAGUUUUUGCAAAGUGUAGUACACGCAAUUAGACUAAAUGGAUGUGCAAUCCAAUGGUCUGCAGACACGACAGAGCAUGCACAUAUCGAGGUGGUCAAAGCCCCUUCCAGUUCCAGCAAUAAUCAAAGAUACGAGCCUCAAGUUUGUCGAUACCUUGAUCGUCGUGACAAAUUGCGCAAUUUCGAUUUGUUUACAGCUAUACGAGAAAUGAGGAUCGAUUUUCGGGCUAUACACUCUGCAACAAUUACGGAUGAGGAGGAGCAGGAGGAGGGGGAUGAGGGGGAGGAAAACGGCGAGGUUGUGAUGGACACAACGUCAGAACUUCUUUCAACAAUCAUGCCGAUGACAACCUUUCAAUCAGCAAAGUCCAAUCGCAUUGUGGAUUACUUCUACAAAGCUAGUCUCUAUGAGCGUGGCGUAUUGGAAGGCCCAGUCCCCUACAGAACAUUUUCUUGCAGCAAAAACGUUGUUGCCCAUUUAUCUAGGGAUGCUAGUUCCAAAAGAUUGCAUAUCGACGAGGUUGCGAGCAUUUUUAAAAUUCCCGACCUACGACCAGCAAUUGCCGAUUAUGUGUCACUCAUCAAUAAGGAAUCAAAUCCGAGACAGACCAAUUCUCGAGGUUAUCACAUCAAGGGGAUAACUGGCAGGCGUGUUUCUCCUCCCGGUUGUCUGUUGCCGUAUUCAAAACUUGAGGUAUGGCAUAAGGUCCGUAUACAGUCGACUGCGUACCAAUACCCUCAUGAGAUCCUGGAGGCAGUCACACUUAAUGCAUAUCCGCCAUCUAACAAACAUCCUUUUGGAUACUUUGAUUCAGCAAUCAUAAACGUGGAUGAAUCUGAGGAGUGGCCUCGCAGCGGGCUUCAAGGUAGUACUUCUUUGUGA
Messenger RNA from Psilocybe cubensis, 2673 nucleotides. RefSeq lists its product as uncharacterized. The record is from RefSeq and is a predicted model, not a curated record. The transcript has 4 exons. Bases 1 to 2673 code for a protein of 890 amino acids. Lineage: Eukaryota; Fungi; Basidiomycota; Agaricomycetes; Agaricales; Agrocybaceae.